Messenger RNA from Otolemur garnettii (small-eared galago), 1605 nucleotides. It is a transcript of the gene DDB2, whose product is annotated as damage specific DNA binding protein 2. Gene Ontology annotation, biological process: DNA repair; response to UV. Gene Ontology annotation, cellular component: Cul4-RING E3 ubiquitin ligase complex; nucleus. Gene Ontology annotation, molecular function: damaged DNA binding; protein binding. The transcript is spliced from 10 exons. Lineage: Eukaryota; Metazoa; Chordata; Mammalia; Primates; Galagidae. The record is from RefSeq and is a predicted model, not a curated record. The coding region runs from base 193 to 1476 and encodes 427 amino acids.
CUGCGAGACGGGUGGGGCUGACGCUCGGAGCUAGUUUGAACCUGCCCUGGGCAUGUUUGGCGGGAAGUUGGCUUAGUUGGACUACCUGUGGCUUCGCGGUUUCCUAGUCUCCGCCUUAUUUCUCCCCAGAGGCUUCUCUAUCCUACCUCCAUGAUCUCGGCAUAGGGUAUAGUACUCCUCACGGAGGACGCAAUGGCUCCCAGGAAACUCCCAGAAACCCAGAAGACCUCCGAGAUUGUGUUACGCCUCAGGAACAAGAGGAACAGAAGUCCCCGGGAGCUGACGCCCGAGGCCAAGAAGCUCUUUGUGAAGGGCUCCGAUUCUAGCAGAAGAUGUGACUCAGACUGCCUUUGGGCGGGAUUGGGUAGCCUGCAGGUCCCACUACCAUGCCACAGCAUUGUCAGGACCCUCCACCAGUAUAAGUUGGGCAGAGCUGCAUGGCCAGCACUACAGCAGGGUCUCCAGCAGUCCUUUUUGCACUCUCUGGACUCCUACCGGAUAUUCCAAAAGGCUGCUCCCUUUGACAGGAGGGCUACAUCCUUGGUGUGGCACCCAACUCACCCCAGCACUGUGGCUGUCGGUUCCAAAGGGGGAGAUAUAUUGCUCUGGAACUUUGGCAUAAAGGACAAACCCACCUUCAUUAAAGGGAUUGGAGCUGGAGGGAGCAUCACGGGGCUGAAGUUUAACCCUCUCAAUACCAACCAGUUUUUCGCCUCCUCAAUGGAGGGAACAACUAGGCUGCAAGACUUUAAAGGCAACACUCUACAAGUUUUUACCAGCUCAGACACCUGCAAUGUCUGGUUUUGUAGCCUGGAUGUGUCUGCUGGAAGCCGAAUGGUGGUCACAGGAGACAAUGUGGGGAACGUGGUCCUGCUGCACAUGGAUGGCAAGGAGCUUUGGAAUCUCAGAAUGCACAAAAAGAAAGUGACCCAUGUGGCCCUGAACCCAUGCUGUGAUUGGUUGCUGGCCACAGCCUCCGUAGAUCAAACAGUGAAAAUCUGGGACCUGCGCCAGGUUAGAGGGAAAGCCAGCUUCCUGCACUCGCUGCCGCACAGGCAUCCUGUCAACGCAGCUUGUUUCAGCCCUGACGGAGCCCGACUCCUGACCACUGACCAGAAGAAUGAGAUCCGGGUUUACUCUGUCUCCCAGUGGGACUGUCCCCUGGGCCUGAUCCCACACCCUCACCGUCACUUCCAGCACCUUACACCCAUCAAGGCAACCUGGCAUCCUCGGUAUAACCUCAUUGUUGUGGGCCGAUACCCAGAUCCUAAUUUCAAAAGUUGUACCCCUUAUGAAUUAAGGACAAUUGAUGUGUUUGAUGGAAACUCAGGGAAGAUGAUGUGCCAGCUCUAUGACCCAGAAUAUUCUGGUAUCAGCUCGCUCAAUGAGUUCAAUCCCAUAGGGGACACACUGGCCUCUGCAAUGGGUUAUCACAUUCUUAUUUGGAGCCAAGAGGAAGCUGGGACACAGAAAUGAGAGACAUUAAAGAAGGUAUGGGCCAAACAAGGGCUUGGCGUCCACAAUGGGAAUACGUCCUACAAGAAGAGAUGGCUAUUUGUUAAAGGUUUAGAAGUACUCAUGUCUUAGGGUUGAAGCACGUGCACU